This is a messenger RNA of Vidua macroura (Pin-tailed whydah), 1461 nucleotides long. RefSeq lists its product as uncharacterized. The transcript has 3 exons. NCBI's taxonomy places the organism in Eukaryota, Metazoa, Chordata, Aves, Passeriformes, Viduidae. The record is from RefSeq and is a predicted model, not a curated record. The coding region runs from base 1 to 741 and encodes 246 amino acids.
AUGGACCAAAACCGAGCACGUCCCUGCCCCCUUCUCCUCCGCGCUCCGGAGGCCUCGGGGCGGGAUCGGGACAAACUGGAACCGAGCAGGGAUGGGGAGCGCUUUGGGACAGAACAACCCCCGCGGGGACAGACGGCCCCGAGCGGCAGGGCUGGGCUGGGCCCGGCUGCCGCCGGGGUUUAUCCCUUCAUCCCCCCCAGGAACGCGGCUCCAUCAGCUCCGGCAUCGUCUCUGCAUCCUGAGCGGAGCGAGCCGCGCUCGGGCGGGGAGGGGAGGACGCAGGGGCGGCUCUGCCCAGCAGCUCUGCCCGGAGCCCCAGAGCCCUGCCCGGAGCCCCGAGCCCCUCCCGGAGCCCUGCCCGGAGCCCCGAGCCUCUCCCGGAGCCCUGCCCGGAGCCCCGCAGCCCCUGCUCCGCCACCCCCUCCCUCCCUCCCUCACCAUGCUGGACAUUUUCAUCCUGAUGUUUUUCGCCAUCAUCGGCCUGGUGGUCCUGUCCUACAUCAUUUACAUGCUCUGAAGAGCCGCCGCCGAGGAAGAUGCGGCUCAGCAGCGGCCUCGCCAGCCGAGAGGCGGCCAGCCUCCGCCCGGUGCGCGUCCCUCGGAGCCUUCUGGAACAGCGUUAACCCCUGCGAGCCCGGCGCGGAGCACGGAGCGGUCACGGAGCCGGCGGGGCCGGGGACGGGAAUGGGGGAACACGGGAGGGGGCUCCGAGGGGCUGUCCCGCUGCCGGGACGCGGCUGAUCCCCCUGUCAGGACCUGUGUCCUUCCCCCUGUCAGGACCCGUGUCCUUCCCGCGGCCGGGACCUGCGAUGCUCCCGGUGACGCACGCGGUGUCCCCAGGGGGAUGAGAGGGGUCCUGUCCCCCCGCUUGUGUCGUGUCCCCUCGGUCCGAGGCCGCUCGUCUGGGCUUAAUUUUAGGAAGUGGCUUCAGGGAGUGGAAUAAAGAGGAAUGACACAGGAGAGGGAAGAUGGCUCUGGUGUCACUGCAGGGAUGGGGGUGGGGGACACGCGGCUCCAGGGACAAAGCCCGGGAGUGCAGAGGGAUCCAGGGCAUCCCGGGAAUGCUGAAAGAUCCGAAAUCCAGCCUGAGGUACCUCUGUGUCCCCCUGCUCCAGCCUGUCCCCUCCCUGAGCCUCCCCACCCCUCUCUCAGGUCCCUCCCUGGUGUUUGGGGAAGCUCCAGGAGGCCUUGGAUAGGAAAAGGAACACUUUUGGCACGAUGGAAAUUUCUGUGGGAUGGAAAGAACAUUUCAGAGCUUCAUUUUUCCCCCUUUGGAGAUGCGUGGGGAGGUGUUUGGGGCAUCAGGAGGAUUUUUCCUGUCCUUUUUUGAAGCCCUGCAUCCAUCCUUGCCCUCCCACAGGCAAUGACUGAAAGUUUCACCCUCCUAGAAGGCAAAAUUUUCACAUUCCUGGUGUCUCCCAGGGUUUUAUUUUUUUUUAAGCAAUAAACACCUGAAAUAUC